CAACGUGCUGUUGCUGUUGAUGGCAUUCGACGAUACGUCAUAUACAUUAUUAAAAUAUUAAGAGAGUUAUAAGAAUUACUUCAUUUCUUCAAUACGUGAAGGAAAUGGUUAUUUAUAAAGAAUUCCAAGCAGUGGUGCUCGCAGGAGGAGGAGGCUCCCGCAUGACAGAGCUCACCCAUGGCAAACAUAAAUGCUUAUUGCCCAUAGGCAACGUACCCAUGGUUUGGUACCCCCUUCAGUUAUUAGAACGUGCUGGCUUCAAGGAAGCCAUAGUCAUCGUAUCAGCUAACAUGGAGACCAACGUGUCGUUGGCUCUAAGCAAUUUGAAUCUUAAAAUCAAAGCAGAUAUUGUUCCUAUAGAGGAUGCAGAAGAUCUGGGAACGGCUGACUCUGUGAGGCUGAUUCAUGAAAAGAUUCAUACAGAUUUCAUAGUAAUCUCUUGUGACCUGAUCACUAAUAUAGAUAUACAUGAGAUUUUGAAUAUGUACAGAAAGCAUAAUGCCAGUAUCACUGCAUUGAUGCUUCCUGUACCCAAAGUACCUGACGAGUUCGUAACGCCAGGUCCAAAGAAUAAACAGAAGCCUGAGACUGAUUUAAUUGGAAUCAGCAAUGAAACUGGCCGCCUGAUUUUCCUAGCGUCUGCCUCGGACUUCGAAGAAACGAUUAAAAUUUCGCAAACGUUGCUUAAAAAACAUCCAAGCUUCACGAUCCAUUCGAAAUUGAUGGACACUCAUUUGUACGUGAUUAACAAAUGGGUGCUGGAUUUCUUGGUGCACAAUAAAAACUUUACUACGCUGAAGGGCGAGCUCCUUCCGUACAUCGUUAGGAAACAACUUUCUAAACCACCUAAACAAUACCUGGACGACAAGAACACCUCUGUUGUACGGUUGAAUGUAAAGGACGAUAUUUAUCAUUUUGCUAUGGAGAAACCAUUGGAUGAAUUGAUCAGAAAAAUGUCUGCGUUCAAUGAUCAUGAUACCGAUUUGGAGGACGCUUAUCAUGGGGAUGUGAUUAGGUGUUACGCUUAUAUUGGUACUGGGAAAUUCGGCUUGAGGGCGAAUACUAUACAGAUGUAUCACCUUGCUAACACUAAGAUAUCAGAAUGGUGGGGCAAUGAGGAACAGACGAUACCAAACAUAGCAUCUAAUGCGACAGUGCGUAGUACGCAAAUGCAAGAUUGUCGCGUGGGCAAUAAUGCACUCGUCGAUGAAAAGACGUCGCUUAAACAAAGCCACAUCGGUCCAAAUUCAGUCGUCGAGCCUAAGAGCAGAGUAUCACAGAGCGUUAUUAUGGAGAACGUGACGAUUAAACAAAAAUGUGUAAUACAGAAUUGCAUACUAUGCAACGGCUGUGUGAUCGAAGAAGGUACUGAGUUAAAAGACUGCCUGGUGGGUCCUCAGCAUAUCGUAACAUCUGGAAGCCAACAUUCUCGCGAGGUUCUUACUGAUCCCGAUAAAUUGAUAGAAAUUUAAUGAUAAUUAAAUAAGAACUC
Molecule: messenger RNA, 1492 nt
Organism: Ceratina calcarata
Lineage: Eukaryota; Metazoa; Arthropoda; Insecta; Hymenoptera; Apidae
Gene: eIF2Bgamma
Product: eukaryotic translation initiation factor 2B subunit gamma
Exons: 5
Coding region: 105-1472 (455 amino acids)
Biological process (GO): cytoplasmic translational initiation; biosynthetic process
Cellular component (GO): eukaryotic translation initiation factor 2B complex; guanyl-nucleotide exchange factor complex
Molecular function (GO): guanyl-nucleotide exchange factor activity; translation initiation factor activity
Source: RefSeq, a predicted model, not a curated record